Messenger RNA from Exaiptasia diaphana, 1296 nucleotides. RefSeq lists its product as uncharacterized. The record is from RefSeq and is a predicted model, not a curated record. Bases 135 to 860 code for a protein of 241 amino acids. NCBI's taxonomy places the organism in Eukaryota, Metazoa, Cnidaria, Anthozoa, Actiniaria, Aiptasiidae. The transcript has a single exon.
CAGUCCAAAGCAGAGUUUAAAAUUCUGUUCGUGGGAAAGAGACUGUUAAUCGAUUAUUCAUUCAAAAAAGAAAAUCCGAUCUCCAAUCUCAAAAGUAUAGUGUGUUCUUGACCAUUUUGAUAACAGUUUUCAGAAUGUCACAGGGAAAUGAUAGCGAGAUUCCAUGUUGGAUGUUUGACGAGGCACAGGUGAACAACUCUACAAAUUUACRUUCAACGACAAAUUAUUUGUCAUAUACAGACGAAACAGUUGUUAAAAGAGUAUACAAACUGGCUAGAAUCCUCCAUGACACUUUGAUCRAGUCAGGAAUCACUUACUGGGCCAGUGGUGGUACCUUAUUAGGCUGUGUAAGACACAAAGGCCUAAUACCAUGGGAUGAUGACCUUGAUUUAUGUAUUUAUAGCAAAGACAAAGCAAARAUUGAUCACUUAAAAUAUCUUUUAAACAACAAUGACUGUGAAAUGCUUGAAGUUCRAGAAUUUGGUUACAGAGUUUUUCAUAAAACUGAGUCAGAAAACCUUCCAAGUGAAUAUCARAAGCAUCGGUAUCCAUUCUGUGAUAUUUUUGUAAUGAAACGACGACAUACUAUCUCUGAGAUUGCAGCUGGAACUGGACGGGCGCUUUGGCCUAAAGAAUACUAUUACAAUAAGGAUAUUGACAAUUUAGAAUCUCGAAUAUUUGGYGAUGUUUAUCUCAACUGUACAGCAAAUCCUGAGGAGUACCUUGAGAGAACUUAUGGACAGCAAUGGUUUACACAUGCAUCAACACAUAAUUAUAAUCACAUUACACAAGAAUAUGUCAAUCCAGUCAGGUUUGAAUUAAGUCCAGAGAAUUAUCAGCCAGCAAAACCUUUCAGAUAGCAAGCCAGCUAUCAACAGCACCUGGACRAAAUGGAGAGGACAUAUUGAAUUUCAAGUGAGCUGACCAAAAAGACAAUGAAAUCUUGCAUGGACUUUUUGUAACUUCGCCUACAAUAGAUCUAAUCGGCUAACACGCUGUUACCACUAAUGUAUGAAAUGAAAUUGUAAACAACAAUAAAACUUACUCCUGGAUGGUUUGAAUUGGUUGGAAACGUUCUAUUGCCCUUUAAAUGGAUUCCCUUUUGUUGGGCUUCCUGUCUUUUAGGAGACAGGGAGCCCAAUAAGAAGAGACCACAAAGAGCUGGAAGAAUGUUGCUAAAUUCAAAUGUGUAGUAAACAUUUCAGUCAUGUGUUGAAUCAAAGUUAACCAGGAAUUGGAAUUAUUGAGUCAUAUACAAUAAUAAUAUUCAGCAGUCAUUCUCURUUUCUUGGCCUC